Molecule: messenger RNA, 621 nt
Organism: Ostrinia furnacalis (Asian corn borer)
Lineage: Eukaryota; Metazoa; Arthropoda; Insecta; Lepidoptera; Crambidae
Product: Uridine-cytidine kinase
Exons: 5
Coding region: 1-576 (191 amino acids)
Molecular function (GO): ATP binding; kinase activity
Source: RefSeq, a predicted model, not a curated record
AUGAUUUCUUUAUCAACAGUAUGCCAACGGAUCAUGGAGAAACUGGGCCAGCAGCAAAAAGAGCAUACAGAGAGGCGUGUCGUCUGCAUCAGCCAAGACUCAUUCUACCGUACACUGACUCCGUCAGAGAGGCUCCGCGCCGAACGCGGGCAGUUCAACUUUGACCACCCAGAUGCGUUUGAUGAUAAGAAGCUCCUAACUGUGCUCAAAGACAUCCUGGCUGGAAAGAAGGUGGAGGUGCCGGAAUAUGAUUACAUCACAAAUGCUAUUCACCCUCACCGCUCGCACACCAUUUACCCGGCUGACGUGGUGCUCAUUGAAGGCAUCCUCGUGUUCUACUUCCCUGAAGUACGGGAGCUGUUCCACAUGAAGCUGUUUGUUGACACCGACUCCGACACCAGGCUCGCCAGGAGAGUGCCCCGCGACAUAAUGGAGCGCGGCCGCGACUUGGAGCAGGUCCUCAACCAGUACAUGAACUUCGUCAAGCCUGCCUUCGAGGAGUUCUGUCUGCCGACAAAGAAGUUUGCUGACGUCAUCAUUCCGCGAGGCGCAGAUAAUUUGGGUAAGUGCCUUUAAAUAUUUCUGACUGUUUUUUUAUGUAUUUUAUCCUAUGUAAUAAGU